Messenger RNA from Silurus meridionalis, 5339 nucleotides. It is a transcript of the gene lamc1, whose product is annotated as laminin, gamma 1. The transcript has 28 exons. NCBI's taxonomy places the organism in Eukaryota, Metazoa, Chordata, Actinopteri, Siluriformes, Siluridae. Gene Ontology annotation, molecular function: extracellular matrix structural constituent. Bases 359 to 5230 code for a protein of 1623 amino acids. The record is from RefSeq and is a predicted model, not a curated record.
AUUGACACCAGGACUAGCCAAUAAGAGCACUCGUUUAUUGUUAAGCCACGCCCACUCGCGUCUCAGACAGUCCUCUUUGGAAUGUCAUUGGCUCAGUGGAAUAUCAAAGGGGCCGGAAGUAGACGCGCAAACUUUUCCCCUCUCUAACUCUGAAGUUUUUGGACUUGCGCACUAGCUGGCAGGGUGGAACCUGGUCAGAUGUGGUUCUUCUGCUCUGAAAAAAGUUUUCCAUGGCGGUGAUCGGGAAUCAGUAGCGGAGUGGAGCAAGUGGAAGUGACGAGAAAAGAAAGAAAAAACAAAGGAGGGAAAAAAAGCAGGAGAAAAAAUACACAAAAAAAGCGAUCUCCGAGGUUGAUGUAUGAGAUUCCUGCGUAACAGCUCAGCACAGCUUUCCGAGCGAGGCGCACGGGUUCCGGGAGAAGCGAGAGGACGCACGGAGGCAACAAUGCGCGGCGUGGCCCUCGUGCUGAGUUUGGUGGCCGUGUGCGCGACGCGCGUCCACGCGGCCAUGGACGAGUGCGUGGACGAGCAGAACCGUGGGCCUCAGCGCUGCAUGCCUGAGUUCGUGAACGCGGCGUUCAACGUGACCGUCGUGGCGACCAACACGUGCGGCUCUCCGCCCGAAGAGUACUGCGUGCAGACCGGCGUCACCGGCGUCACCAAGUCGUGCCACAUCUGCGAUGCCCGCGAUCCGCGCCAGCAUCACAGCGCCGUCUACCUCACCGACUACAACAACCAAGCCGACACCACCUGGUGGCAAAGCCAGACCAUGCUCGCAGGGGUCCAGUAUCCCAACUCCAUCAACCUCACCCUGCACUUAGGAAAGGCCUUUGACAUCACCUACGUGCGCCUGAAGUUCCACACCAGCCGCCCGGAGAGCUUCGUCAUCUACAAGCGCACGCGCGAGGACGGCCCGUGGAUUCCGUACCAGUACUACAGUGGCUCGUGCGAGAAAACCUACAGCAAGGUGAACAGAGGCUUCAUCCGCACCGGCGAGGACGAACAGCAGGCGCUCUGCACGGACGAGUUCAGUGACAUCUCGCCGCUCACCGGCGGAAACGUGGCCUUCUCGACGCUCGAGGGACGCCCCAGCGCGUACAACUUCGACAGCAGCGCGGUGCUCCAGGAUUGGGUGACGGCGACGGACAUCCGAGUGACCCUGAACAGGCUGAACACAUUCGGAGACGAAGUCUUCAAUGACCCCAAAGUGCUCAAGUCAUACUACUACGCUAUCUCCGACUUUGCCGUAGGAGGACGGUGCAAGUGUAACGGCCAUGCCAGUGAGUGCGUGAAGAACGAGUACAGCAAGUUGGUGUGUAACUGCAAGCACAACACCGGAGGCGACGACUGCAACGAGUGCAAGCCAUUCUAUAACGACCGCCCGUGGCGACGGGCCACUGCCGACAACGCCAACGAGUGCCUGCCAUGCAACUGCAACGGCAAGAGCAGAGAAUGCGACUUCGACCUGUCCCUGUACCGCGCCACGGGGCACGGAGGCCGCUGCCGAAACUGCGCCGACAACACGGAUGGCCCCAACUGUGAGCGCUGCCUGGCCAAUUACUACCGAAUGGGUCCGGAUCAGCGCUGCCUGGCCUGCAACUGCAACCCAGUCGGCUCUCUGAGCACUCAGUGCGACAACACAGGGCGUUGCAGCUGCAAGCCGGGUGUCAUGGGUGACAAGUGCGACCGCUGUCAGCCCGGAUAUCACUCGCUGACCGAAGCAGGCUGCAGGCCCUGUUCCUGCAACCCUUCGGGAAGCACACAGGAGUGCGACGUCAAUACGGGACGCUGCCAGUGCAAGGGAAACGUAGACGGAUUCAGCUGCGACAGGUGUAAACUGGGCUUCUUCAACCUGGACAGCCAGAACCCUCAGGGAUGCACGCCUUGCUUCUGCUUUCAUCAUUCCACAGUGUGCGAGAGCGCAGAGGGCUACAGCAUCCACCGCAUCACGUCCACCUUCGAUCGAGGUGACGAAGACUGGAAGGGUCAGCAGAGAGAUGGCUCCAGCGUGCCAGUGCAGUGGUCUCCGAGCUCUCAGGAGAUCUCGCUCAUUUCGGAGGAUUACUUCCCCAUGUAUUUUGUGGCUCCAGAGAAGUUUUUGGGGAACCACUUCCUGAGCUACGGCCAGAACCUGACGCUCAACUUCCGGGUAGAGCGCCGUGACGCGCGUCUCUCAGCCGAGGACGUGGUGCUGGAGGGAGCUGGGCACCGCAUCGCCGUGCCCCUUAUCGCCCAGGGAAACUCGUAUCCUGGAGACCAGAUGCAGACCUUUGUGUUCAGGCUUCAUCACACCCCAGAUUCGCCCUGGAGACCAGAGCUGCAACAUGCAGAGUUCCAGAAGCUUCUCCACAACCUGACUGCCAUCAAGAUCCGUGGAACCUACAGCGAGAGAAGUGCCGGAUAUCUGGAUAACGUGUCCCUGGUGACUGCGCGGCGAGGACACGGGGAUCCGGCGCGCUGGGUCGAGAGGUGUACGUGUCCUCCCGGUUACGAGGGUCAGCACUGUGGGAGGUGCGCUUUGGGGUACAGGCGAAGCCGACCGGCGCUGGGCCAGUUCAGCCCUUGUGAAGCCUGCAACUGCAACGGCCACAGCGACACCUGUGACCCUGAAACAGGAAUGUGCGACUGCCAGGACAAUACAGCCGGCAUGAGUUGCGAAAGGUGUAAGGACGGUUUCUACAACAAUGCCACGGUCGGUUCACCUUCAGUCUGCAUAAAGUGCCCGUGUCCCGCAGGCGCCACUUGCGCCGUCGUGCCCAAAACCAGAGAGGUGGUGUGCACCAACUGUCCAGCCGGCACCACAGGGAAGCGGUGCGAGCUGUGCGACGACGGGUUCUUCGGCAACCCUCAGGCCUCCAGCGGUCCCACGAGGCCGUGCCGGGCGUGCAACUGCAACAACAACAUUGACCCGAACGCCGUGGGCAACUGCGACCGCGACAGCGGCGAGUGCCUGAAAUGCAUCUACAACACCAACGGCUUCUUCUGCGACCGCUGCAAAGAGGGUUUCUACGGCAACGCCUUGGCCAGCAACCCCGCCGACAAGUGCAAACCUUGCGCUUGCUCACCGUACGGCACGGUGAACGGAGACUCGACGUGCAUGCAGGUCACGGGGCAGUGCGAGUGCCUCCCUCACGUCAUCAACAGAGACUGCAGUGCCUGCGAGGCCGGCUUCUACAACCUGCAGAGCAAAGAAGGCUGCCAAAGGUGCAACUGCAACCCCGUCGGCUCCACCAACGGCCAGUGCGACAUCGCGAGCGGCCAAUGUGAGUGUCAGCCUGGAGUCACGGGGCAGCACUGCGAUCGCUGCGAGGUCAACUUCUUUGGCUUCGGCUCGUCCGGAUGCAAACCCUGUGAUUGUGACCCCGAGGGCUCCCGGACGGCUCAAUGCAGAGACGACGGGCGUUGCGAGUGUCGCUCUGGCUUCGUCGGUACUCGCUGCGAUAUGUGCGAGGAGAACUACUUCUACAACCGCUCCAUUUCCAGAUGCCAGCAGUGUCCUAACUGCUACAGCCUCGUCAGGGACAAGGUGAACCAGCAGAGGCAGAAGCUCCACGACUUGCAAAAUCUGAUCGACAACCUGGGCAGCCAGGAUACAGUGAGCGACAAGGCCUUCGAGGACCGCCUCAAAGAGGCAGAGAAAACCAUCAUGGAUCUCCUCAAGGAGGCUCAGGCCAGCAAAGAGGCGGACAAAGACCUCUUGGAUCGCUUGAAGAGCGUCAACGACACGCUGACGACGCAGUGGAACCGGCUGGAGAACAUCAGGAACACCGUGGAGGACACCGGAAACCUGGCGGACAGGGCGCGCGGCAGAGUGCGCGACACGGAGAAGCUGAUCGAGCGCGCUCGGGACGAGCUAGACAAGGCGAAGGACGCCAUCAGCAAAGUGGAUAUAAAAAUUCCCACAACCACUGGAGAUCCGAACAACAUGACGCUCCUGGCUGAGGAGGCACGCAGUCUGGCAGAGAAGCACAAGACGGACGCGGAUCAGAUCGAGAAGAUCGCGAAAGACGCCAACGACACUUCGACGAAGGCCUACAACCUGCUCAUGAAGACUUUGGAUGGCGAGAGCAAAAUCAACAAGGACAUCGACGACCUGAACAAGAAGUACAAUGAUGCCAAGGAUCUGGCGAAGAACCUGGAGAAACAGGCCACCAAAGUACGCUCCGAAGCCGAAGAAGCGGGAGACAAGGCUAUGAAGAUCUACGCGAACUUGACCAGCCUGCCUCCGUUUGACCUCAAAUCGCUCGAGGACGAAGCCAAUAAAAUAAAGAAGGAGGCGUCGGACCUGGAUAAGCUCAUAGAUAAGACUGAGAAGGAAUACGUCGAUCUAAGAGAAGACUUGCGAGGAAAAGAAAACGAUGUCCGCCGACUGCUAGAGAAGGGGAAGACCGAGCAACAGACAGCGGAUCAGUUGCUGGCUCGAGCCGAUGCUGCCAAGGCCCUGGCCGAGGAGGCAAAGGAGAAAGGCACGGCCACCUUCAAGGAGGCAGAGGCCAUUCUUAACAACCUCCGGGACUUCGACCGGAGAGUGAACGACAACAAGACGACAGCCGAAGAGGCCCUGAAGCGCAUCCCACAGAUCAACGCGACAAUCAACGCUGCCAACGAGAAGACCCGGCAGGCAGAGGCCGCCCUCGGCAACGCAGAGGCCGACGCCAAAGACGCCAAAUCCAAAGCGGAGCAAGCGGAGAAAAUAGCCAGCAACGUCCAGAAGGGUUCUGCCAAAACCAAGGCAGAUGCCGAAAAAGCCUUCGCCGACACCAUGAAGUUGGACGACGAGGUAAAGGACAUGAUGAAGCAGCUGGCAGACGCUGAGAACGAGCUGGAGAAGAAGCAAGACGAAGCCGCUCAGGACAUGAUGAUGGCUUCUAUGGCAUCAGCCAACGCCAAGGAAGCGGAUGAAAACGCCCGCAAGGCGAAGAACUCGGUCCGCACUGUCCUCGAUGCCAUCACCACCCUGCUCAGCCAGCUCGGCAAUAUCGACAAGGUGGACCUGAGUAAGCUGGACCAGAUCGACCGGUCGCUGCAGGACGCGAAGGACAAAAUGGCCGGCAGCGACUUGGACAGGAAGCUGAAGGAGCUGGAAGACAUUUCCAAGAGCCAGGAGGACAUGAUCGGCGAUUACGACCGGCAGAUCCGCGAGAUCCGCGCCGACAUCGCCAACCUCAACGACAUCAAAAACACCCUGCCGAACGGCUGCUUCAACACGCCGUCCCUCGAGCGGCCUUAACCCCUUCCACUCGUCUCUCCACCCUGAUGGUCCCUUUCGACAUUUCUAACAUUUGAUCCAAGAUGCCAUCUUUUACCAAAAUCUGUCAUGCUUUUUUUUUUUUUUUUUU